Pyrenophora tritici-repentis Pt-1C-BFP is the source of this 1533-nucleotide messenger RNA. Lineage: Eukaryota; Fungi; Ascomycota; Dothideomycetes; Pleosporales; Pleosporaceae. The record is from RefSeq and is a predicted model, not a curated record.
AUGAGCCUUCUCGCUACAGAGAACGAGCCGUUGCUGCCAAAAGCACCAGCCAACGUCAUAACGUUCGAGCCCAACGACCCAGAAGACCCGCGCAACUGGUCAAGGACACGAAAAUGGCUCAUGAUCGCUUCAAUCGUGCCUAUAGACCUUAGCGUUUCUUGGGGCGCAAGUGGCUUCAGUCCCGUUGCAGGCGACUUUGGCAAAGACAUGGACGUAUCAGCAAGCGUCGCGGUCCUGGGGUUGAGUAUGUACGUGCUUGGGUUGGCCUUUGGACCUAUGACUCUAGCACCGUUAUCUGAGUACUUUGGCCGGCGGCCUGUGUAUGUGGUGUCCUAUGGAAUCUUUCUUGUGUUGCUCUUGGGGACGACGUAUGUGGAGAGCCUCGGCCUGUUCUUCGUUCUGAGGCUUUUCUCCGGCUACUUUUCGUCGGUCACGAUAUCCAACUUUGGGGGAACUAUUGCGGAUCUUUUUCAUCAUCAUGAUACCGGGCCAGCCAUGUCUUGGUUUCUUUGGGCUGCUACGGGAGGUAGUCCGACGGGCUUUGUGCUUUUCUCGUUUAUCGCAAAGGGCAGGUCGUGGCAUGCUGUUUUCCGCGUCAUGUUCUUCAUUUGCCUUGUGUUUUGGGUUGUUAUGGUUAUUGCUCUGUAUUCGCUUGGAGAAACGAGACACAGCGUGAUUUUGCUGCGAAGAGCUAGAGCGUUGCGUAACGCGACGGGAGACGAAGAGCUGGAGGUACCGGAUGAGAUGAAACAACGAGGACCGAAGCAACUUUUUGGCACAGCAUUGGCACGCCCAUUCCGCUUCCUGGGUACCGAGGCCAUUGUUCAAUUUGGAGCCUUAUACAACGGCUUUCUGUAUGGCCUCUCAUUCCUAUUCAACGGCGCAUUUCACAUGAUUUUCGGCCCAGACGGGUACGGCUUUGAUACCAUUGGUGUUGGUAUUUCUUUCCUUGGGAUCGUAGCAGGCAUCACGAUAGGGUUGGGAACGAACAUCUUCCAAGAACGAUACUACCAACGCCGGGUUAUUCAAGCCGGGAAUCGCGACGUUCCGGAAGCAAGAGUGCAUCAUGCAAAGCUAGCAGCUAUCGUGUUGCCGGUGUCACUCUUGGCUUUUGCACUCACAGCCACGCCAAACAUACACCCAUUCUUUGCAGUACUGGCUAGCGCUUUCUGGGGCUGGUCUUUUUAUACCCUAAGUGAGUCUUUUAUCAAUCUUUCGUUGGGGCAUGUCGCUAACGGUUUGGCUGUAGUCCUAAUGACCCUCACAUACACGGAAGACGCAUACAAGACAUACUCCGCAUCCGCACUCGCGGGCAUCGGGCUAAUCCGAAAUCUCGCUGGCGCUGGGUUCCCACUUGUCGGACGACAUCUCUUCCUCAGCGUAGGGACAAGAAAUGCAAGCUUGGUGCUAAUGGCUAUCGCCAUCUGCUUGGCACCAAUCCCCUUCGUCCUCGAGAAACGGGGCGUAUCGCUACGCAAAAGAAGUCCCUGGGCUGCUGCGCAUGAAGAAGAGGACGAGAGUAGUCAAGAAUAG